Molecule: messenger RNA, 1632 nt
Organism: Dimorphilus gyrociliatus
Lineage: Eukaryota; Metazoa; Annelida; Polychaeta; Dinophilidae
Source: the annotation of a GenBank genome assembly
AAUUCCAUUUUCUCAGUAAACAAAAUGGCGGAUCCGUUGAGCGUUUUAAGGCAAUUUUGGAUAAAUAAACGUAAUAUUAUAGAAAAAGAUGGAAAAAUAAUAUUUGGUGAUUUAGCAUGGAAUAAAGAUGCUAAAACUAAUUAUGUCAUAUGGGGAGCGAAAAACGAUGAUGGGUCCAAACAAUAUUACAGAUUGGACUCUUUAUUGUUUUUACUUAAAAAGCUUGAAGUACAACAUCCGUUGUAUGUCAGAGAGGCUGCGUCAGUGGGAGUUCCAGCCGUUAAUAGGCCAGAUCGUAAGGAAUUAGUUGCUUAUUUGACUGGUCGAAGCGAUACUUGUAAUGCAAUCGAUAAAAUGGUUACUAUUGAAGCCCCAAUUCAUGUGGGGCAACAAGUUCAGGAGAGUGAAAAAUCAGUAGAAGAUCUAACAGAGACAAGUAGAAAAAAGAUGAGGCUUGACUAUGUUGAAGAAGCCGAUCUUCAAAAAGAUAAAGAGCGUUUAGCUAAGAAAUUAGAAAGACCAAAGAUGAACAAUUUACAACCAGAAAAUAUGGCUGAUUCUGAACUUACAAAGAGAUUUACCAGCGAACAAAUUGCGGUGUUCAAAAUGAAAAGAUUUCAAAAAAAAAGAAAUACAAUUGUUGACCAAGAUGUCGUAAAAGUUGCAGAGGAACAACCUAGUGCUUUUGUUCAUGCCGAUAUUGACGUUACUAGAGACAUUAUGAGUAAGGAACGUGUUUAUCGCACUCGAACAUCUACCUUAUGUAGUUCUGGUCGAGAUUUUUCCAAAAAUGUUUUUGGAAUUUUACAAUCCGUAAAGGCAAGAGAAGAAGGCUCAAAACAUAAUUUCUCAACAAAUGCACCUCAUGUUCCAUCCACAAAUAAACCGCCAGUGAUAUCCUCCUAUUCAAGAUAUAUACAAGAAAGUUUCACAAGGAAUACAGAAACAGAAGAGUUCAAAAUCAACACCAUGGGUUCUUAUCAUGGUAUGACACUAAAAUCAGUAACUGAGGGUGCUUCUGCUAGGAAAACUGAACCACAAAAUAACAGUUCCAAUAUCUCUCAAAAUAACGCAAAUAGUCGUCCUGUCUCUGAUCCUCGAGCUUCUCCAGCAGUUGAUAAGCCAAGUAAACGAGUUUCAAAAACACCAAUUAUCGUUGUUCCUGCCGCUAUUACCUCUCUAAUUAAUACAUAUAAUGCCAAAGAAAUUUUAGGGGAUCUACGGUAUGUCUCCACAGAGGAACAACGGGCAAAAAAUGUCCGAAAGGAGAGUGAAGUUCUUAUACAAAGACAAAAAGCUCAAGGUGUAACCGUUCCUUAUCGAAUAAUUGAUCAACCAAUGAAGUUAAUAUCUCAAGACUGGGAAAGAGUUGUUGCCGUUUUUGUGCAAGGUCCAGCGUGGCAAUUUAAAGGGUGGCCCUUAGGUGGCAAUCCAGUCGACAUUUUUGAUAAAAUUAAAGCAUUUCAUCUAAUGUGGAAAGACAUGCCUUUGGACAGCAAUGUGUCAAAAUGGAACGUCACUGUAUUAAAAUUGGACAAGCAUAAACGUCACUUAGAUCGUGCAACCCUUCAAAAUUUUUGGGAGGUAUUAGACAAAUAUACGGCCAAAUAUAAGCCUCAGUUAAGGACGUGA